CUAUAGUUUAUUAUCUAAUAAUUCUUUUAUAAAUUAACACAACAGUUAUUUCCAAAGCAUUAGUAAAUACAAAAUAAAAGUUGUGAAAUAUUUGUGCACGUAAUUAUUGCAAUACAUUAUUAACUUAGAUCAAAGAUAUAUCAACUAACCUUUAGAAAAACUUUGUAAUCAAAAUGAGCUUUUCUUCUGAAGAACUUCUAAAAAUGCUUGAUGACAAAAUUAAAAAUGGUGAAUCACUCAUAGAGCAGCUGUUGGAUAAACAGGAUUUAGAUGGAGUGUUAAAGCUACAAAGAAAAAUUCGUCAGGAAACAGAUUUUUUGAAAAGAAUACAAAAGUCAGGGAAAGUAAAAAUAGAACAAUUAUCAUGUUCAAACUUGCGACACUUGGGGGCAAUAGUGGACUGUGUGGUUAGGCCAGGUGUUUUAUCUGUCUGUAAAGUGUUUCAUAUAAAUGAUGAAAGCAAGCUCUUGGUAGACAUUGUUAGUGAUGAGGGCAAAACUUGGAUAAAAGUUAUUGCUCGAAAUCCGAAAUCGCUGUCAGCUCUAAGUUAUGGAAAGGCGUCCUAUGGUGCAAGGUCUAUUCUAGAUCAAGCUGAUGAUUACUUGGAGUGUGCCAGACUUUACCCAUGUAUGUAUCAAUCGCCAAAGGUCGUAUUCGAAUUUGUAAGUGGAAUCGAAGAAUCUCUGGCGAAUAAACUAAAAGGAAAAGGAGUUUUUGUUAAAGGAGAGGUUUUACCAGAUUCAAAAUCAAAUGUAGAGUUUGACGAUCCAUACGAAUCUAGUAGUGAUGAGGAGUUUUUCGAAAAUAAUGACCAUAAUAUAACAUUACAAAGUUGGGCCCAAUGUAUGGAGGAGCAUUCAGAUAUUACAAUAUUGAAUUUAGAUGUGACAGCCAUGAUGGCAUAUGUGAGCAAUAUGACCAAUGGCCAUUGCAAUUAUGUGUUCAAGCAGAAAGUGCUCACAGAGCAAGCUGCAUGGGAAGCGGAGAGACCAGUAAAGCCAAUACUGGAAGAACUGUUUGAAGGUAAAACUUUAAUAUGCUGCAGAACAGGAUGGGAUGAUUUUGAAAAGAUCGUGAAUACAUUGGGUGGGCCGAUGGAGAAACAACGUACAGCUGAUUUAAAGAAGCGCGUUAUUGUCUAUGAUGAUGAUUACGGAGGGCAGGAUGACUAUCCAAGGCAAAAUUUAAAAGUAAGAGGUCAUGUCCGAUUAAGAUCAAAGACAGUGUUUAACUUCGGACAUAGGGUCAAAGCACUCACUGUAUCUGCUAAUGACGGUUUUGUCAGAGCUGCAGCACAGCAGGGAGUCACAUAUGCUACAUUCAUCCACGAGUCGCGUGCGUUGACUGAGGGAAAAGAAGCCAGUGCUACAGAGAUUGUUUUAUGAUAUUGUUUUUGCAAACGGUUAGCUAAAACAUAAAACAAUAUAAACAAUUAUGCUUGAAUUUUGAUUUUAUAGUGCUGUGAUAGUAAAAUUGACGUCCAUAAAUAAUGAUGUUAUAUUUGUGUUGAUGUACAUAUAUACUUCCAGAGAUGCAAGGAUGAUAUAUAAAAUAUUAUUGUAUUACGUGAUAAGGAAUGGAUAUUUAAAUGAUGUUCUACAUAAUUCACAUAACAAAUUAUUAUUACACGUAAAAUAUUAUUAAAUAGUAUACUUAAUAUAUAAUA
Pararge aegeria (speckled wood butterfly) is the source of this 1666-nucleotide messenger RNA. RefSeq names its product UPF0415 protein C7orf25 homolog. Lineage: Eukaryota; Metazoa; Arthropoda; Insecta; Lepidoptera; Nymphalidae. The record is from RefSeq and is a predicted model, not a curated record. The transcript is spliced from 9 exons. Bases 174 to 1385 code for a protein of 403 amino acids.